AUGAGUAGAAGGUUAAUGCAGCGCGGCGAGACGGACUGUGGAGGAGCAGUAAUGAAUCCCCAUCAUCCUGCUGAAACCUGGGAGGGCAGCGUGAGAGAGGAGUGCUGCUGUUGUGGAAGAGCACGGCCUGUGAACAGCGACACAACAAGGUGACAGAGAAAAAACAAUAUGUCAGUGAUUGAACAAUCAUUUUGGUUUAGCUUGGAUAAAAUUAAAUCUUAAAAUUUUGUUCAGUGAGCAGGAUGAUCACAGAUCUCAGGAGCAAAGCGAUGAGGAGGAUCUUGAACCUCCUUUACCACUGAGAGCUGAUGAUGAGUGGCUACACUGCAGUCCUUUUCUUGCUGCUCACCACAACAUGCACAACUUUGGUAAGAAAAUCCCGUCAAGACUUUUAUUACUUCAGAACAAAGAGAGAAAAAAGAGGAAGAUGAUGAAAUUUCCAAACUUGUUGAAAGUUUCACAACCAAUGAAACAACGCAGCAGUAGUCCACUGAUAGGAAAAGACUAAAUUGAACACAGAAGUCAAAAAAUCAUGAACUCAAUUUGCAUCUGGAUGAACUCUGUCAGAAUUAAAUAAUUGUUUAUUUUGAGUAUUUUUUUAUGCUUUGAUAAUUUGAUCGGUAUAUUUUUUCUUGGCCUAUUAUUCAUAUCUACAUUUAUAUUAAAGGCUCAUGUUUAUUAUAAAUGUGAACAGCACCUGUUGCGUAACUUAAAAACAAAGUUCAUUAUGUCUCUAAUCACAGCAGUGAAGAUGAUUGAAACAACACGUAGUAUAAGUUGGUAACUCAACAAAAGAUUGCACUAAACUUCGGUGUAUAUUGAGUUACUUCUCAUAACUGUUACAGCAUUUGAUGUAUUUAAUUAUGUCCAAAAAAAUAAAGAUCUUGAUGGAUUUUGUUUAGUGUAAAAGGUGCAAUUGUCUGCGUCAGUACACCGCCUAUCAAAGUAAUGUAUUACUCAAUAUCUAGGUAAGUAAAAUUACAAUGUCCAAAGUUUUGACAAAGCUGAGUUUAACAAAACAUUUUAUUCACCAGAAGAUGAAAAUAAGGGUGAUAUGGAAACUAAAAUUUAGCUUUGCUUCCAGAACUUUGAUUGGGGUGUACUCAUUUUUGUAUCCUGAUUUUAAAUUGAAAAAAAUACUUUUUUGUAUGGAACUUAAAAAAUCUUGUUUUCAAUCAACGGCCUUCAUUUGGGGGAGUAUUUUUUGUGUUUCGUCUGACAUAAAAAAUGUUGAUUUUGAAAGAAAACUAAAGGAUUUCCUGACAAUUCUGAAGGGGUGAACUCAUUUAUGCUGAGCACUGAAUACAUUUUUCAACAUUUAUAGUAUUAAGUGAUGAUUUGAAUUUAUCCACAGAGCCUCAUCAUGCUGUAGAAAACAGGUUUUAUCAAGCAGCAGAAGAAAGGCACUUCAACUUCAAUCAAGUCAACAGGUUCCCUCCUCACUACCCUGCUCCCUGGCACCCCAGAGGACCCUACAGUGACCCCCAACACUGGUAAAAACAUCACAGGUGUAUUGACAGCUUUUGUAAAAUUAAGUGAGUUGGGUUUCUUUUUGUGCGUAAUUCAAACAAAUCAGACAACAAAUGUCUUUCUUGUGCUGCUAUUCAGGCCUAAAAGCCACGAUCACUUCAUGAGUGGCAGCCUCGCACAGGGAAGCGUCUCAGUGAACGUCCCCCAGUUCUCCGUCCCACCUGUGGAGGGUGUGUCCCAGGUCAGCGUGAUGAACUUAAGCUCAGCAGAGGCCUCUGUCUCACAUCAGCACGAGAAAAGAAGAACCAUCAGUCUGCCGGACGAGUGCCGUGAGUUAUGUUUGAUGAAGUGAUGUGUCAAAGUUUGAAGCUGUCCUCUAUUUCUGCGACUCUGUUUUCAUCUGAGCGACAUCCAUGAGGUCGUCAUGGUGUGAGACGAUGCUGGCAAAAAGUGUCAUUGUUACACCAGGAAUCAGGGUGUGCAAAUACCUGCCAUGCCUGUUUAGGGUGGCGGUUAAAUAUUUUGAGUAUUUUUCAUAUCAGACUCUCACGUGGAUGAGUUUUUCAUGCACAUGAUUGAAGUUUAUUUUGAUAAGUUUGUUAGUAAAGAGCGCAAGCAGGUAUCAGUUGUGUUUCACAUGCUGGUAGGUGUAGUUGAGUUAUUUGUGGGGCUAGGAUAACAGUUUACCUCAUUUGUGUGUAUGUAUGCCUACAUAUGAGUGCAUAUAUUUGUUCUGGGGAGUUAUAUGACACGGAAACAUUUGGAAAUAACAAUACUAACUAAUAAAAGUAAAUAGACUAAUGUGACAGAACAAAGGAAAAAAAAUUACAUUUAGAAAGAAAAACUAUAUAUAUAUAUAUAUAUAUAUACAAUAUAUAUAUAUAUAUAUAUAUAUGUAUGCAUGCAUAUAAAUUUACACACAGAUAUAGGUAUUAGUUCAUUCAUUUAUCUGUUUUUUUUUUCCCCACUCUCUAAAGAAUGUUAAAAAAUGUCUCAUAAUAUUUCUGUAUUAGGGCACAUAUAACAGACAAAAUAAAUAUUAGUUUGAAUUUGUUGAUCAGCUGAUUUAAAGUUUGUGUUGUUAUAAUGUAUGUUUUAAAUUGUGGUGUUUUUUGUCUUUUUAAUUAGCAUAAAACCACAUUCCUUGAGAAUUGAAAUGCAGUCAGACACAAACUUUACUCCAUCCUCUCUCUCUACACAGGAAACGUUUUCAUCACUUAUUCUCUGGAUGCUUCCGCUGAGAUCGUCCCCUUUGUGGAUUUCCUGACAAAACAAGGUUUUCGACCAGCUGUGAGUUACUUACACUCUUAAAUUUAAAGAAAAAAGUCUCUUAUGAAAACUAAGUGUUCGCUUACAUGCAUGGAUUUCAUUUGUCAGAUUGACAUAUUCGACAACCCCAUCAGACGCAUGGAUAUUAACAAGUGGAAGGACAGUUACCUGAAAGACGUGGGUGAAUACAUUGAUUGAGCCUCGAUUUUUUUGCUGGUUCUUUAUUGUAACAAAAGAUUUUCACUUUUUCAUGUCAUCACCGUGUGUAAACUCAGAGUGUUUUUUCCAGCCAUCUACCCUGAUCAUCGUUGCCAUCAGUCCAAAAUACAAGGAGGACAUUGAAGGAUCUGUUGUUGAUAAUCAUGGUCUGCACACUCGAUAUAUACACUCGAUGGUGAGAACAUGUUUGAUCUUUAAGAACUGAGAAAUCGUUUCCCUCACAGCAGGUUAAUAAAGUUUAAUCUUGUUCUUUUUAGAUGCAGAGUGAAUUUAUUCAGCAAGGCAGCUUGAAUUUCAGAUUCAUACCUGUCCUCUUCCUCAAUGCAUCACAGGUCAGAUUCUGUAGAUUCUGUUGAUUUCACAAUGAGGUUUUGCACUUUGAUCAUAUCUAACAUACAUUCCAACAUCUCUAUCUUUUAAUGAACUCUACUACGAAACAUGUACAUGCAGAAGCACGUCCCUACCUGGCUCCUGAACACGCGCGUGUACCGCUGGCCGCAGGACACUGAGGAUUUGUUGCUGCGGCUGCUGAGGGAGGAGAGAUAUGUUCCUCCUCCUGUUCCCAUGGAGCUCACCCUGAUCAUUCGGCCUGUGACCCCCAGCUCUGCAGCUUCUAUGUAA
Messenger RNA from Xyrichtys novacula (pearly razorfish), 3579 nucleotides. The record is from the annotation of a GenBank genome assembly. Lineage: Eukaryota; Metazoa; Chordata; Actinopteri; Labriformes; Labridae.